Messenger RNA from Megalopta genalis, 2820 nucleotides. RefSeq names its product splicing factor 3B subunit 2. Gene Ontology annotation, cellular component: U12-type spliceosomal complex; nucleus. The record is from RefSeq and is a predicted model, not a curated record. NCBI's taxonomy places the organism in Eukaryota, Metazoa, Arthropoda, Insecta, Hymenoptera, Halictidae.
ACGUUUCCUUAUAUUCCUAGUUUCGUUCGUGACUUCGAUAAUUGCGAAAUUAUUGAUUGCUCACGAACCUCUUUGUCGAAUAUAAUAUUGAUUGUUGGUCGUCCUAGUUGACAUGUAUUGUAAUGGAUGGAUUAACAAAAUUUUGUAGAUUCAUCAGUUAUAUACACUUAGCAUUAUUUAAGGAAUUGAAUGUAGGAUAAAUACGUAUAGAUGAGUGGAAUACACCUGUCUCGUGUGUUAAAAAUGACACGGAUCCGAACACGCGACAUUUAUUUUCAGGUGUACACGUGAGAUAUUUAUUUCAAACAAUUCGAAUAAUUUCAAACCCUGCCUCUCGGGUCCGCCAUGCCGAGCAGUUCAUACCCCCAAAUUGCCGGCCACGAAAUGCGCAAGAAGAAAAUGGUGAUACGGGCCAUUUUGGUCAGUGUAAACAAAUGUUCUAACUUUUGUGUAAAAUUUCCUCUUGCUGGAAGUACAUAUCGUAUUUACCGUUAUUGUUUGGCUACAUUAGACCAUUGGACUAGUACCGAGCAUUAUGGUACGAAAAUAGUGUAGUUUACUAUGGAAAAUAUACCAGGAAGUGAGAAUCAACAAAUUCCUCAUUCGAUGCCACCAAUGAUGAGCAUCCCUCCAAACAGUAACCAUGGAGUUCCAGGGAUGGAGCAUCCUAAAAUGUUACCCAGUUUAUUGAGCCUAAAGGUCAGUCCACCAAGCGAAUUACAAAAUCAAAAUUCGGUGGAUGACGGAGAAAGAGAAGCAGAUGGUGAUUCAAUGAAACUACCGGCAGCUUUAGAACAGGCUCUAGCUUUCAAAACUGAGAGAGCCAAAGAGGUAGGGGCAGAUCCAAACGAUAUAGCUUCAUUAGAAAGGUCAUCUAAUCAUGAAAAUGUAAGGGAAGAUGUGACGCAAUUAGAUGACGUAAUAAUUGAACCUGAAGCAGCAAUGGAGAAAACAGAUGCAAAGUCGAAUAAAACUAAAAAGAAGAAAAAGAAAAAGAGGAAAAAGCAUAAUAUAAGCAAAGAGGCAGAAAAUAAAAAAGACGAUAUAGAGAAUUCGAAACCUAAUCAAGAUAUGCCAGAGAUUGUAUAUAUUCAGGAGAUUCCCAGUAUCAACGAUUUAGAGCCAAUGUACCGUCAGUUUGCUAGAAUCUUUGAAGCGUUCAAAUUAACUGAACCUGAACCAAAGUCUGCUGAAGCAGAUAAAGGUGAACCGAUAGGACAGUAUCCUCCUAUAACAAAUUUACAAACAACAGGAACUGUACCUAGCAAAGUACCACCGUUGGAUGACUUUGACGACGAUGCGAAUCAACCGCAACAACAGCAGGGAACCGGUGAAAAUGGUGCUCCACGUCUUUCCAAGAGAAAACUAAAAAGGCUAACACGUUUGAGCGUAGCAGAACUGAAGCAACUGGUAGGUCGUCCCGAUGUCGUUGAAAUGCACGACGUUACCGCCAGGGAUCCGAAACUCCUUGUACAAUUGAAAGCUCACCGCAAUACAGUGCCUGUGCCGAGGCACUGGUGUUUCAAGAGGAAAUAUCUCCAGGGCAAACGUGGUAUCGAGAAGCCUCCUUUCGACUUACCAGACUUUAUAAAACGUACAGGAAUCACCGAGAUGAGAGCGAGCCUGCAAGAACGAGACGAUACACGCACAUUAAAAGCCAAAAUGAGGGAAAGAGCGAGACCCAAGCUUGGCAAAAUAGAUAUUGACUAUCAGAAACUGCAUGAUGCGUUCUUCAAGUGGCAAACGAAACCUCGUAUGACUAUUCACGGUGACCUGUACUACGAGGGCAAAGAAUUCGAGACUCGUUUGAAGGAGAAGAAACCUGGAGAACUGUCCGACGAAUUGCGUACUGCGCUCGGUAUGCCGGUGGGACCCAAUUGUCACAAAGUUCCGCCACCGUGGUUGAUCGCUAUGCAACGUUACGGACCGCCACCGAGUUAUCCAAAUUUAAAGAUACCCGGUUUGAAUGCGCCUAUACCCGAGGGAUGCGCGUUUGGAUAUCAUGCUGGUGGCUGGGGAAAGCCUCCUGUGGAUGAAACUGGACGACCUUUGUACGGAGACGUGUUUGGAAUCUCUCGUGCACCAGGUGGCGAUGCGAUGGACGAGGAGAUCGACAGGGGCAUGUGGGGCGAACCUGAAUCAGAAUCGUCCGGAGACGAAGACGAGGACGAAGAUGCGGAGGAAGGCGGAGGAGGUGAAGGAGAAGGAAAGGAGACAGACGGAGAUGCGAGCGGGUUGGUUACACCCGGUGCAGAAGGUUUGAUAACGCCGAGUGGAAUCACGUCGAUCCCUGCGGGCUUGGAGACACCGGAAACAAUCGAGUUGAGAAAAAAGAAAAUUGAGAGCGAAAUGGAAGGCGGAGACACGCCUGCUUUGUACACGGUUCUGCAAGAACGACGAACAGAGGGUCUUGGUGCCAGCAUGAUGGGCAGCACGCAUGUAUAUGAUAUGACAGGCGCUGCAGGUGGUCAAGCACCUCCAUCGGUGAUCGCUGCACGACGCGGUGUAAGCGGGACAACAUCGGAUGGAAGGACAGAGAAAGAUGGAGCCGUUGAACUGGCAUUGGAUCCGAGUGAGUUGGAUCUAGACUCUGAAGCAAUGGCAUCGCGGUACGAGGAAACUAUGCGGUCACGUCAGGCUCAUUUGAGGAGAGAAGAUCUUUCGGACAUGCUUCAGGAUCACGUACAACGACAAAAAAGCAAACGCAAACGGCAACAAGGUCAAGACUCGAAAGCUUCGAAGAAGUAUAAAGAAUUUAAAUUUUAGAUUUAAUAAAUAUGUAAAUUAUAAAAAUGAAGAUGUUUUACUUUGUCGGAGAGA